This is a messenger RNA of Hydractinia symbiolongicarpus, 3237 nucleotides long. Its product is annotated as AP-1 complex subunit sigma-2-like. Gene Ontology annotation, molecular function: clathrin-cargo adaptor activity. Lineage: Eukaryota; Metazoa; Cnidaria; Hydrozoa; Anthoathecata; Hydractiniidae. Gene Ontology annotation, biological process: protein transport; vesicle-mediated transport. Gene Ontology annotation, cellular component: AP-1 adaptor complex; intracellular membrane-bounded organelle. The record is from RefSeq and is a predicted model, not a curated record. Bases 111 to 593 code for a protein of 160 amino acids. The transcript is spliced from 6 exons.
GAUAAUACACCUUCUUUAUAGUUUUAACCAGAAUAAUCAACUGAAAUGUAUUUUAGAACAAAAUAUUAAAUAUCUGUACACAUAAAGGAAAACAACGAAAAUUAGUUAAGAUGAUUCGUUACAUCUUACUUUUCAGUCGACAGGGAAAAUUGCGCUUACAGAAAUGGUACAACGCAAUGCCGUUAAAGGAAAAGAAAAAAAUUACUCGUGAUUUAACAACUAUGAUAUUGUCAAGAAAACCGAAAAUGUGUAGUUUCCUGGAGUACAAAGAUUUAAAAGUAGUGUACAAGAGAUAUGCAAGUUUAUUUUUUUGUGUUGCAAUUGAACGUGAUGAUAACGAACUACUGGCAUUGGAAAUUAUACAUAGAUAUGUUGAAGUACUAGAUAAAUAUUUUGGAAAUGUCUGUGAAUUAGAUAUUAUUUUCAAUUUCGAAAAGGCAUACUAUGUGCUGGAUGAGUUAAUUCUUGGUGGUCAGAUUCAAGAGACAAGUAAAAACACUGUUUUAAAAGCAAUUGCACAACAAGAUUUGGUGCAAGAGGAUGGUGAGGUUCCUACGUUAAAAAACGUCCUCGAAGAGCUCGGACUGUCUUAAACAAACUGUGCCUUUACAUGAUCUUUUUUUUUUAUUUAAUUUUGACUUGAGUAACGAUUCCCAGCGCUUUCACUAAGUGAAUAUUUAUUUGCUUUUGGUUGGUUGUUAUUUAUUAUACAUUCGUUACCAGGCUGUCGCGUGCACGAAACCGUUUUAAAAGAAUUUUGUUGUAAUUUUCUGUUGUAAGACUGCCCUGGUAACGAACUUGUGUUUAUUAUUUGACUUAUUUAUUUUGCUGUUCUGUUUUUUUUAUUUAUCUAAGCCUGCUAGGUCGAGUGAUUUCGACUCUAUUUAUACAUGUGCUGUUUGCUUUACUAUGGAUAAUAAAGGACGCUUUUGAUUCAAAAGUUUUAGCUGUUCGAGUAAAAAAAACUUGCAUUUCGUAUGAAAAUCUACAUGACAGACACAGUUUUAAACUGUUGAACGAUGUGUCACCAGAAUUUCACGAAAAUAGAGAAAUAUGGUUCUGUUUCUUAUGUUCGUAAGCGACACUAGGUUAAACUCUUAAACAAUGCCUCAGCCUUAGUUUUGAAAAUGUACCACUUCUUACUAUCUUGCGUAAUAAUUGAAUAUUUCUUCGAAAAUUUCGAAGCAAUAUUUAUUUGUCGCUAGAAAGAAACCCAGCCGCAUUCUAAAUCAUUUUUUAUCAACAUUUUAAUAUCCGAACUUCCGUCUAUGAGCUAAAGCCAUGAUGGCUGCGUUUAGCAACAAGAGAUUUAUGAGAUAUUUCAGCGGUUGGAUUUUUGUUACGAGCUUAAAACUAGUAUAUAGUAUUUAAAAUUAAAAACCCCGACUCGAAGAUAGACUUUAAAUAACAAAAUAGUUGUAAAUUUAGAUUAAUUUCGUGAAAUUAUUCUGCUGUUUACUUUAGGGAUUCUUUUGACUUCUUUCUUCUUGUUGUUUUUUUCUUUUAUAAGAAUAUGCCUCAUAAGAAUAUUAGGUUAAAAUCAAUAGGUUUAUUGUUUUAGACAAUAGAGAAAUGCUUGGUUAGAAUUUUGAUAGUCUUAUAAAAGGAAAGACGUAUUGCAUAUAAUCAUACUAAGUCGUAUUGUUGCUUGUUCUGCUUCUGUUUUUGUUGAGUAUAUAAUUCAGAUUUGGUUUAUUUUUGGGUUAGGGUGUUACCCUCUCAUGAAAGAGCUGAAAUCACUAUUUUGUAAACAAAUUUUUUCUUUUAGCAAAAUGAGUAUUUUUCUGACUCAUUAUAUACCAUUACGUUUAGUUGUCAGCGAUAAAAUAUUCAAACUGGCAUUAAGUUGUUUUUGUUUGUUUUCUCGCGCUGUUUGCAUAACUAUUUUCAUAAACCAAAACACGCAGGAUCGUGUUGUUAAUGUUGCCAUAGCAACAUAUGACAGCAAAACGUUAGAGAGUGACUUUCGUACCAUAAAUGGAAAGAUGACGUCAUGCGAAAUAAACAGUUAUUAAAUUUAAUCGCUUAUUAAUUUUCCAAAGUUAUGCCCCGUAAAGUAUUUACACAAGAUUUCAUAUAUUUCACUUUCUCAAGCUUGAAUCAAUGACCUUUUAUACACUUGCAUUUUAAGAAAAAGAACUUCCAACUAAACAUACCCUUGUUCACGGUAGAAAGUGCAGAUACAUAAAAAAAGGAAGCAAAGCCACGUCUUUUGUGCAAAAACCCAAGCCCAAUGUCCAUUUUUUCCCGAUAAAGUCUUCCAGUUGAAACGGGAUAACCUUAAAUCAAGUGAGAACAAUAUACUACACACUCGGAUCAUUAGAGGGUCCAAUUUUUAAAAUUGAAUAUGAAAUGUUUGUUUUUUGUAUGAUAACGAUCCAUUUCGUCGAAUUUGACAAAUCGAAUUGUGUAUUUUUGCCUUUAAGAUAUAAUUCUUUUGUGUCAUAAUCUAUUAAAACUGAAAAAGAGUCCUGAGGACGAAGUUGGGUUGGUGUUGCCAUUAAAUAUCGUGUCUUAAGAUCUUUUCGAUUUCAUUUAAAUUUACUUGAUCCGAUAUUUUAGUAGUAUGCUACAAAAAAUAUAAAUCCUAAAUGACUUGAUAAACAAUUUCUAAUCCUCUUUAGGCACACUAAUAUAAUUUUUAGCUUUUUGUUUUUACGGGUAUACAAGAUAUACAAAAAGAGGCAACGGGCCUUGGGAUCCAGGUUGAGAGAAUUCCUUAAUGGUCCCAAAUUAUUAAACGUAAAAUCUAUUUAAAAAAAUCAGAAGGAAAAUGUCCAAAGUUUUUGGAAUAUGCGCUUGUGAUUUUUGUAAAGAUUGAUGCAUGCGCACGCAAAAAAAAAUAGGAAAAAAAAUUAUUUCAAUGUUCAGCGUUCUCGCUGAUUAUGGGGUUUCCCUUUUUUUUUUGCAUGCGCAUGCGUGUCAAGCUCGAAAACUGGUUCGACGUUCGUCUCAGGCAUUUGAAAAGAGAAGGCGACAAAGUAAGGUGAAAAGAGUACUCCAACUUGAAGUCUAAAAUUUUUUAUCUUAUUAUAUCUCCUCAAUACCUAACAUAGUAGCAACUACAUUAAAUAAAUUACUUAGUUUGGAAGUUUAAAUAUUCUUAAAUAAAAUUAGUAAGAGUGUUUUAAGAACACUUUCUUAACUCAAAAGGUUGGAAGUUUGGUCUUCACUGCUGUAAGAAGACUCAAUGGCUUCCACUGUUGCAGUCGUGAAUAACCAUGCAGAUGGCAGUGU